Messenger RNA from Trichosporon asahii var. asahii CBS 2479, 1038 nucleotides. RefSeq lists its product as uncharacterized. NCBI's taxonomy places the organism in Eukaryota, Fungi, Basidiomycota, Tremellomycetes, Trichosporonales, Trichosporonaceae. The transcript has 2 exons. The record is from RefSeq and is a predicted model, not a curated record. The coding region runs from base 1 to 1038 and encodes 345 amino acids.
AUGCCGAUCCUCGCCGAGCUUUUCCUCGUCGCACUUCUGCUCGCUUGUUAUGCUGGAUACAAGUAUUACAGCGCAGCAAGGGGGAACAAGAGGGCCGUCGAGACUGGUCUCGGGCCCAUUGAGCCUAUGAGUGGCGGAUGGGCGCGGGGACCGGCACAGCACCGGCCCUUCAAGCCGAUUUACCACAUUACCAUGGCGCUCAAGAACGCCGCCCCGAGCGACUGGAUUACGAUCGACAGCGACUUCACGUCACGCCUGUCGUUGCGCGGCCGCCUGCUGUCCGAAAAGGGGCGGGGCGUGCACGGCGUCGUGCCCGGGGGCGAAGCGGCGGUGAUGGACCUGUACAACUCGCUGUACGCGUAUCUUCCCGCGCGCUACCCGGACAUCUUCACGACAAAGGCCAACCAGCUGCACAACAAGCUGAACGGGGCGUACUUCCCCCUCUCUCCACCCGACCCCCUCGAGGCACUGCAGAACAUCGCGACGACGGUCGAGGAGGACUUCUUCCUCCUCGUGCAGGAACCAAGUGGGCACCGGUGUGUCGCGUUCGUGUGCUGCUUCCCCUCCGGCUUUGACCCAGCGUCCAAGCUCGGUAAAGGGUUGGGCGCGAUCCACGCCCCGGUGCCCAGUUACGAGCGCAUCGGGCCCAGCAUGGAGCGCUUCUUCGGCAAAGUCCAGGUCGGCAAGCCCGUGACGCGCAUGAACUGGGCCGUGCAGGUCGACGGCGUCCUGUUCAACAGUGGCAGCAACCACAUCGUCGGCGAGGACCAGGAGGACGUCGACCCCGACAGCGUCGAUGUCUCCCAGGCGCAUUUGCGCGUCGAACACCAGACCCUCACGCGCCUGCCCGAUAGCAAGGCGCUCGUCUUCUCGUUCAAGACUUAUCUCUAUCCCCUGUCGCAGGUUAAGGCGGAGGGACUGGGGCCGCAGUUUGCGGACGCGAUCGAGGGACUGCAGAAGGGAAACGCGCCGGGGAUGUGGACCUACAAGGCUGCUGUGAGGUGGGGACCCAAGAGCGUAGAGUAUCUGCGCUCUUGA